Molecule: messenger RNA, 2265 nt
Organism: Saprolegnia diclina VS20
Lineage: Eukaryota; Oomycota; Saprolegniomycetes; Saprolegniales; Saprolegniaceae
Exons: 13
Coding region: 1-2265 (754 amino acids)
Molecular function (GO): protein binding
Source: RefSeq, a predicted model, not a curated record
AUGGCAGCCAAGGCCGCGCUCGAAGCCCAGGCGCGCAAGGAGCUCAAAGCUCGCCUCCGCGCCGACUGCUUGCACGUGCCGCUCGACACCGUCUUUCUCGAUGCCCCCGAGCUGCAUAAGGACAAGGACUGGAUUCCGCAAGCGCCAUUUUUCCAGCUCCUCGCCGCUCACAGCGUACACUUGACAAACGACGAGCGAGAGCUCUUGGGCGUCUUUUGCUCCCCCGCGGGACUCAUCUCGAUCUCUGCGUUUACGCAGUUUGUCGACGUUCUGACGCCGGUCGACCACGUGGACCCGGACCUGGUGUUUCCGACCCUGCCGCAGCCCUUCCGCAUGUUACUCAAGAUCCUCGAAGAAGAUAUUGUCGACCGCGCGUGGGCAGCAAUCACGUCGACGAUGGCAUUCAAGCUCGAACAAGGCGAGAUGAACGCGGAUCUGCAGGAAAAAGAAGCCAAAGCCCGGCUCUGCCUCCCCGCGACGUCAAUGGAGCUCGGCCCAAGCCCCAUUACGUUUGUCGGCAGUGCGGAUCACGAGCUGCUUGCGCUUUUGCACGAGGCCAACGUGGUUGAAGUGCUCGAGGCCGGCACCGGGUCGGUCCUCGUGCCAAAGACCAAGGUCGCACCCGAUCUCUUUGCGAUCGACGGCAUCUCGUCACCGCUCCGUCCGUUCCAGCUCGGGGCGACACGGCAGUCAUUUUUCGCCGUCUGGGGACGCCGGCGCGCUGCCACAACGACGACGACGACAAGUGAGCCCGAGGUAGUCGACCCCGUCUUCGACAACGUUGAGAGCCUUCUGUACAUCUACUGCGUCUGCAACGGCGCGCUUGUGCUGCGCUCCAAGCUCUUAACGUCGGACGUGAUCGCGCGAGUGCACUUUUCGGAUGACUUUGCCUUUGCCGCCGUCGUCUUGGUCCAUGGAGCAGUCUUUGUCUAUGCGAUGAGCAGCCUUCCGUCGACGCUGCCACCGACGCCGCCGAUCGCGCUCGACCAUACAAAAGACUGUCUUCUCGAGGUCGACCCUAGCGUCUACAACAUCGCUCCCGUCCUCAAACCCGUAAUCACCGAGCCGGCCGCGACCACCAAGCACGACAAGGCACACAAGGGCAAAGGCAAGGAAGUCGAAGUCGACGUAGUAGUCGUGCCGACCGAGCCGUACGCGCCGUAUUUGUACGUGGCGUUUCUUCUUGGCGACAUGGGCACGUGGCAGCUCGGCGUCGCAAGCCAGCACAAGUGCCUCGUUUUUGAUGUACUCGCCGGGAAGGACGCCGCGCCGAGUACCCAUGUGGUGGUGGCAGCGCCCAUCACGUGCGCCGUGGCGGGCCCGAGCCAUACGCUACUCGUCCUUGGCUUGGCCAACGGGUCCUUGCUUGUCUGGCACCUCCACCUCCGAGUCGAGUACUGUGCGCUCGGCUGCCAUAGCGCGCCCGUCACGGCCCUCUUUGUGCACAAGACAGAGUUCGUCGCGAGUCUCUCGACAGCCAACGAGCUCCAUUUUUACGACCUCAUGGCCCGCGCCGACAUGCUGCCGCCGCCCUCGGCCUAUGUGCUCGGGCUUCAACACGACGUGUGCUCGGUACCGAGUAGAGGCGACGGCAAAACCAAACCCGCCUCGCUCCUCCGCGUCCUCGAUGGGACGCACCCGUUCACUACGAUCCACGGCCUCCAGGACCUUCCGAUCCUCUUUGCGACCGCCGAAGACGGUGCCAUCACUGUCUACGACAUGCGGUCCGGUGUGCUCAUCGGCAGCCUCGGCCUCGGUGACGCCCUCGAGCAAAAUGCUGCUCCGUGGUGCAUCGUCAGCGACCAUAUUUGGGUGCCUGCGAAAAGUGUCUCGGACAACCGCGCCGUGCUCGGCCUCUUUACGACGCCCGGGCUUCUCGAAGUGUACUGCCCGCUCGUCGGACGCCAUACGGCGUCCGAGUACUACACGGCCUUUCUCCAUCGCCGGGGCAUAACGCCGUCGUCGGUCGACGGCAAGCUCAAGCGACCGUCUGUGAUCACGCAGCGGCGGCGGGCACCGGCGAAAUCGGCACUCGCGUCCAACCGCGAACCGGCGACAACGACGGACGAGGCCAGUGCGCCGGCGUCGCGAGCCGUCGACGUCCUCGUCAACCUGAGUUUGGAGUUGCCGAUGCAUGUCCCCAAACGCAGUGUCGAGACCGUCCUGCAGUCGGUACUGCGCCGCCAAGUGCAAAUGACUGUCGAGCGCGACGCGCGCAUGACCAAACGACGCGGGGACAUUCUCAAGGCGCUGCAUGCGUGGUAG